Molecule: messenger RNA, 2064 nt
Organism: Klebsormidium nitens
Lineage: Eukaryota; Viridiplantae; Streptophyta; Klebsormidiophyceae; Klebsormidiales; Klebsormidiaceae
Source: the annotation of a GenBank genome assembly
AUGUGGUUGCAAGUCACGCUUCCUGCACUGGAUCAGACGGUCACGGUAGGAGGCUCCACUUCCACUUAUGUCAGGUACGUAAAUGCGGUCGGCCACGCCCUCCUUAAAUCGGUGGAAAUCGAGAUCGGCGGUCAGCGCAUCGACAAGCACUUUGAUGCCUACUACGAGAUCGACGACGAGCUCACGGUCCCCGCCGAGAAGGAGGGUGGACUGCGGGAGAUGAUCGGCAAGUACAACGAGGCGGACAACUACGAGGGCGGGCAGCUCCAUACGCAGACCGGCCAGCGCACGUAUUAUAUCCCCCUCAAGUUCUGGUUCAACAAGCUCCCUGGCAACGCUCUUCCGCUUAUCGCGCUGCAAUACCAUGAAAUUAAGCUUAAUGUAGAACUGGCUCCGGCAGCAGCCCUGGUCAGGUCAGAUAUCAACGUGGUGACCCCUACCUCCAACGGUGCACCCCUUUCUCUGAUCGAUUGCUCUCUUUACGUCGAUUAUAUCUAUUUGGAUACGGAUGAGCGCCGAAAGUUCGCUUCCUCGUCCCACGAAUUCCUCGUGGAGCAGGUACAAUUCACGGGUGACGAAUCGAUCCCUGCCAGCAUCUCGGCCAGCACUCAGAAGAUCCGGCUGUCAUUCAACCACCCCGUGAAGGAGCUGAUCUGGGUAGUGACCCCAGAGAGCUCCGCAGCCGUCAACUCCAAGACCGGAAAUAUGAUCUUCGAUUUCGGCGAGGUCGCAGGCGUGGACUACGUGCAGAGUGCGAAGCUGAUGCUGAACGGGCACGACAGCUCCUCAUCUACGGCGCUCAUCGAGGUCAAGGAUGGUAAAGAGUCUGUCUACGCAAUCGUGGACAAGGAGGACGAGGACCGCGUCAGGCCCUUCUGCUGGAGGUAUGCCACAGAAGGAAACAAGAGCUCCAAGUAUGUGGUCAAGUCCAAGACCCUGGAAGACCCUUUCACCAGAUUGAGUCACAUGGUAAUCGGACAGCAGCCAAAGGGGUCGGACGUGGUAACCUUCGUAGAUGGCGAUCACCUCAACCUCACGAAAUCGAACUUGAAGAUCUGCACGCCUGCAGCUGCACACGCGAUGAAGAAAAAGGAGGCUUCUGGAACCUCUGCAUACCUGGGCGUCUUCGAGAUGAAGGAGGGUAAGCCAGAGAGGAGAUGGCGCGCGACUUUGAACGGCGAGGUCUUGGGUUACUAUCCAGAAGAAGCCAUGGCCGCCUACAAGUACGACCUCUGCAAGAGAGCAUAUGGAGACCAGGCGCACUUGAAUGGCGUCGAGGAGCCGGAGGGUUUCGCAGACAUCGAUGCAAAAUCGGGCAUCAAAAAGCAGCAGCGAUUCCCGAUCAAGCCGAGUGGGAAGAAGUUCUUCAUUCACAAUAUGAAGAGGAACGGUCAGGUUCUAGCCAAGGGUACCUACGAAACCUUCUCGGAGGCCGAGGAGGCGUGCGAGAAAGCCCUGGCAGAGUACGUCAGGACUCAGAGAGAGAACCUCGUGAUCUCGCGGAACGAGAUGGGAGCAGCGGUGUUGAAGGCGAAAGUCACCCGCGAGCAGACAAUCGAUGUGCUGGUAGACGAUGACGUAUUCGUGGAACUGAUGGUCAACGAUGAUGGCAAAGCGACCGGACUCAGCGCGAACAGUGCCCGCGGGGGAAACGUAUAUUUCAACAGCACGAAGCAGAACCUGAGCGACUACGUGAUGAGGAAGAAGAAGACAGUGGAAGAGGUGGACGAAGCUGAGAACAGUGGCAUGAUCAUACAUCACAAGAACUGGAAGAACGAGGAUAACCGCGCUGAGAACUUGUGCUACGCGCCCAGAUCGACGAAUUCGCAGUCGACAGGCCCUCAGGUGAACAAGAAGAGGAAGGAGAGAGACACAGAAAUAGUCGGAUGCUCGAAGGUUGGAGACAAGUGGGUGGCCCAAAUCAGAGACCAAGGCAUGAAGGUGCAUCUCGGAACAUUCGAGACAGCCGAGGAAGCGGGUCGAGCAUACGACGAGGCUGCGCUUCGUAUACAUGGUGUACAGAAUGCUCCUAGGCUGAACAAUUCAGGAGUAGGAGAGACUUAG